Messenger RNA from Anopheles bellator, 2959 nucleotides. RefSeq names its product protein ecdysoneless (gene ecd). The transcript has 2 exons. Gene Ontology annotation, cellular component: nucleus. Lineage: Eukaryota; Metazoa; Arthropoda; Insecta; Diptera; Culicidae. The record is from RefSeq and is a predicted model, not a curated record. Bases 1 to 2175 code for a protein of 724 amino acids.
AUGGCUCAGCGCGAAAUAUUGCAGUCGAUACGGGAGGACGAUUUCGUGGAGUACUUCCUGUUUCCUGCUGGAACCACCGAUCCUACUGAUGUGGAGCUGGAAAACUGCGAAGGCUCCCUCGAGCAGCUCCUGCAGGACGUGAACAGGAUUGCGGAAGAAUUUUGUGGACCAUACAUCUGGCAUCGGGACGGCUUUCGGAUGGUUCCGAGACCGAAAGAUAACUCCCGGUUGCUCAUCGAGGCGGCCACCGGUGAGAAUGGUCCGGACGCCACCAAACUACCAUCUCAUCUUUACGGGAUUUCCCACGUCGGUGACAACAUCCAAGAUGAAUGGUUCAUCGUGGCGCUGCUGUACCGCCUCACGGAACGAAUCCCCGGAUUGGUGGCCCGCGUAGUGGAUGCGGAUGGAGAAUUUUUGCUGAUCGAAGCCGCGGAACAGCUGCCGCGUUGGGCCACACCGGAAACGUGCGAAGGCAAUGUCUUCAUCGUGGACGGUGGGCUUCGGAUGCUCGAACCACAAACUGCCACCGGGACCGAUUGUUCACCGACGGAUAUGGAAGCGGCAAUAGCUGCGGUUCGUGGACCGGAGGGAAGAAAAUUUUGCGUCACCGAAGAAGUAGCACGUUGUGUGCGCGACCGGAUCGAGGAUUUCCCUAGCAAAAUCUCGGAACACCACCACCGAGCGACGGUUUACGUGCCCGUCGGUGUAGCGGCCGUUUUGCGUGAAAAUCCACAGCUCGUAGCACCGGCCGUACUCGCAUUUCGCAACCGUGACCCGAUCGAUUUGAAGGUGUGUCGCGCAAUGCGGUACUUUCCGCCCGAGUGUUGCGUUUACGCCAGCGUCACGUUUACGAAAUGUUUGUACGCGAUGCUGUCGCAAAGCCGCUAUCUUCCUGACCGCCGCACCGGCUGGACCGUUCCUCCGGCGACGGACGCCAACCAUAAGGCACACCUGCUCGGCCUGAAGCUGGCCUGUGGCUUCGAAAUACUGGCUUCUCAGGCAAAGACAUCCCGCACGAACUGGGACGAGGACAAGGGAUGGCGCAGCUAUCGGGAUUCGCUGACCGUGAAAGGUUACUUCCGGGAUAACAUCGAAGGAUCGCAGGAACACACAAAGCUGCUUGCGAUCGCGCGCGACUACUACGCGGAACACCGUGAGUCAAUGCGGACGACACCGAAGAUCGGCGACGGGAUCGUUUCUAUUCUCAAGCGCAACGAGUGGGACGCGGAAGAGCUACGCAAGCAGGGCGAGGAUCUACCGGCGGCGGACAGUGACGAGUGGAUGAACAUUUCGCCGGACGAGCUGGACCGAAUGCUUACUCAGCGGUACGGUGCCAAGAAGCUUUUCUCUCUCAACGGGAAUGGGGUCAAUGCGAGUGAAACGUUCACUUCGAUGGUGAGUGAGUUUCUGGAGCGCAAGAGCGAGUUUGACGGUGUUGUCGUUGAACCUCCUGAGGGCGACGAACCGAUGGAAGGCAAGAGCAAGAUGGAGCAGAACCAUGCCCCACUCGAUCUAGGUCCGUUUGGAAAGACGGGACCUACAAAGCCAAAACGAACCCGAAGCAAGACGGCGCGGGAUCGUCAGACAAAUGCAGGACCCACCAGUGCUCAGGAAUCUAUGCCACCGGAGGUCUCACCGUUCCAUCAGUCUGCAACGGUAGAUUUUGAUGCCGGUGCGUUCGGGAUGCACGUAAAGAAUAUGCUCGAUCUACUGAUACCCGAGGACCGGUGGGACUCGUCGGAGGAGUCGAAUAUGAGCGACUACAGCCAGGACGACGAGUACGAUCGCAAUCUGGAGGAGAUGUCACCGACCCGUGCCAAUCGUGCCAUCCAAAGCGAACUGCAAACGUACAUGGCGCAGAUGGAUCGCGAACUGGCAGGCACAACCAUCGGUAGAAGCUUCGAAACGGCAAUUGACCAAGGGGACGUUGUUUCGGCCUCUGCGUCGAAGCAAUGCUCAGCGGGAGCACCAUCGGCCGCGCCCGAGAGCGACGACUUUGACGACAUUGAAACGUUCCGACCGGUCAAUAUUGACGUAAACACGUUGCGGAACAUGAUGGAAAGCUACCAGUCGCAGCUCGGAGGACCGGGACCGGCAGCCAACCUGCUCGGUUCGAUGGGUGUCCAGAUCUCGAAGGCAACCGAUAAAGGCAACACUAAGCAGACAGAUGUGUAAUGGUGUGACGGGAGUUCAGGGGAAUGUUUUUGCUUUUCGCAUGCCACACGCUUUUCCCGCUCGCUUCCUGCCCCUCGGCGGCCAGACUGAUGGGGAAAACCAUGAAACAAUUCACCAGACAAAUCAACGCCAUAUCAUCCUUCCAAGAUGAGUCGUCCAUUGAAGUAAACAGCAUUUUCCUCACCUUUUCUAGCGCUAGAUUAGAAUAUAGUCGCACAAAGCGGAUCGAAUCCGUGAUUCUUUUUUAUUAUUUUUCCAGUUGCCCACCCAAUCAUGAACAGAGGGGGUCAACUGACAACCAGUUGUAGUCCUCGACUAGGGUACAGUGUAGAAUGAGCAGCAGCCGACUGUUAGACGGAUGGAAAUCGUUGGAUAACUGAAAGAGUUUACGGGAUAGCGUAGAGAGACGGGUUUGUUGAGUAGCUCAAUUUUUGGGAACAUAAUUCCCAGUAGAUUGUGCCAGAUUGCUUAGGAAAGGCGUACUUUUAAUCUCUCUUAUGUCCACUAGCUUUAUCGAUGAAUGGGAGCAAAUAUUUGUAUCGUUAAUAGCAGCAGGGUUUGAUCCGGGUACGCAGCAAGGGAAAGAACAAUUUGUUCGACUAUCGUUAAUGGUGCUUAAUUCGUAUUUCCUUCAAAACAAUGUUUCGAACAAUUCGCACAACUGCCCUGCCCUUGCUACGUGUUUGCGCUGGAAGUAUGGAGGUUUAAUUAUUAAAGCGAAGCAAAUUUACCACUAUCAGGUAAAAUGAUUUAUUUUCCCUGUUUGCGAAGACAUAAUAUUUGU